UUUUUGGCACAAGCGAGUUCAAGGCGCUCUAUGCUUCUAUUGACUGGUCAAAAGUACCAAAUAUUCCUACUAGGAAAUUGGACGCCAGUGGAAGCUUCAUUACGACUGGUUAUAAUACUAGUGAUCCAGAUUGCUGGUGGUCCUUUAGCACCUGUACGACCCCCAAAGCUCCUGGAAUAAAUCCCGAUAUUUACUUUUGUCCUGAACCUGAAACCUUGGGUUUGUCAUAUGAUGACGGUCCAAAUUGUUCGCAUACUGUGUUUUACGACUUCCUUCAAGCAAACAAUCAGAAAGCGACUAUGUUUUUUAUUGGAUCGAACGUUGCUGAUUGGCCUAAUGAAGCCAAGCGUGCUUUAGCGGACGGUCAUCAAAUUUGUGUGCAUACGUGGUCUCAUCCCUACAUGACUACAUUAACAAAUGAAGAGGUGCUUGGGGAAUUAUACUAUACCAGGAAAGCUAUUAAAUAUGUCAUUGGUGUAACUCCUCAAUGCUGGCGUCCACCUUUUGGUGAUGUUGAUGAUAGAGUUCGCGGCAUUGCUCAGCAGCUCAACAUGUCAACUAUUAUUUGGAAUCUUGAUACCAACGAUUGGGAUAUGGCACCUGCAGGCACUCUCACACCGGCGCAAGUUGAUGCCAAUUUUCAAGACUUUGUCAAUAUGGGUAAAAAUGGCACUUUCACUGAUUCUGGUUGCAUCAUACUAGAACAUGAAAUAAACAGUGGCACUAUGAGUAAGGCACUGGAAUGGUACCCACAGAUCGCAAGUGCCUAUAAAUAUUUAGUUCCUAUCGCUUCGUGCAUGAACAUUACUCAACCCUAUGCUGAAACAAACAUAAGCUACCCAACAUUUGCUGAGUACAUUGGUACUAGUACUACGACCAGCAACAAUAAUACGAAUAAUAGUAAUAAUAAUCCAAAUAAUGGCAAUAGUAAUGCAGCUAAUAGCAACAGUAAUGCGAAUAGUACGAAUAAUAAUAACAAAGGCCAGAGUCAGGUUGGUAAAGCGUCAUCCGCUUCGAUAGCAAGUCAUAUAAACUUAAUUUCCAUG
Scutellospora calospora is the source of this 1046-nucleotide messenger RNA. Lineage: Eukaryota; Fungi; Glomeromycota; Glomeromycetes; Diversisporales; Gigasporaceae. The record is from the annotation of a GenBank genome assembly.